AUGAGUAGCCUCAAAGAUCGAGUGAUCAGGCUCUUCGAACGCCUCAAGGCGUCUCGGAUUCUUCUUGUCGAGUGGGAGACUACCCUUUGGAUCCGGUUAGGCAACCGUGCUCUUGCAUGGAACGGAAGCCUGUUUCUUCUGGUUCCGGACCAUCAGUUCCAACAAGUCCUCAACCUCGCCAUCGAUGCAGGACUAUCCCCCGCAGAUGAGGACACCCUACCUUCAAUAUACCCGUGCGAGAUGCUCCGUUGUGCAGUCCGUUUCCUUAUCGAUGAAUCUCCCUCCACAGAAGGUCAACCGCGGCGCAGGCUCGUCUUUUUGCCCAUGUUCUGGACGGGGAUUACGCGUGGGGAGAUCGUGCCACGCUCCACUGGCGCCGACUCCAAGGAGUACUACCCACCACUGCCAAGUUCUAUCCAGACGGUGCCUCUGUCGGUUGCAGUUGCUGCCCUGUGUCGCAUUGCUAACCGCGAGAAUGGGCCAAGUCGACUGCGAACAGAUGUUCUUGAAACCAUUUCUGGCUUGACUUCAGGCGGCCGCCGAUAA
Trichoderma breve is the source of this 546-nucleotide messenger RNA. RefSeq lists its product as uncharacterized. The coding region runs from base 1 to 546 and encodes 181 amino acids. NCBI's taxonomy places the organism in Eukaryota, Fungi, Ascomycota, Sordariomycetes, Hypocreales, Hypocreaceae. The record is from RefSeq and is a predicted model, not a curated record. The transcript is spliced from 2 exons.